Recurvomyces mirabilis is the source of this 1392-nucleotide messenger RNA. RefSeq lists its product as uncharacterized. NCBI's taxonomy places the organism in Eukaryota, Fungi, Ascomycota, Dothideomycetes, Mycosphaerellales, Teratosphaeriaceae. Gene Ontology annotation, molecular function: holo-[acyl-carrier-protein] synthase activity; magnesium ion binding. The record is from RefSeq and is a predicted model, not a curated record. Bases 1 to 1392 code for a protein of 463 amino acids. The transcript has a single exon. Gene Ontology annotation, cellular component: cytosol.
AUGGCGACAAUGGUACAGACUCAGUUGCUACCCGCUAUUACCCGUCCUUCUCCCAUCUCCCCUCUGGUCAUGAAGAUGAAGGAGAAGUUCCUCUCACUGGAGAUACCACUACCGACAAUGCCUCUUCUCAGCGGCCAUACUCUUGGCUCUCUGGACAGUCUAAAGCCAGACACUGGUCGAGUAGUGCCUGAGCCAUAUCCUACACCACCCGAAGACCAGCCCGAGGUCACAACGUGGUUCCUGGACACACGAACAUUAUGGAAGGGCGACAACAUAUUAACAGCAGAAGGCGCGGCAGAGGCGUUGAGUUUGGUCAGCAAGCCGGAGCAGAACAUCAUCACCACGAAGAUGUUCGUGGCUGACGCAAAGAUGAGCUUGGGAAGUGCGUUGCUCAAGCGAGCUUUCAUAAGCAAGACGCUCGGAAUUCCGUGGAAGGAUGUCCGGAUAGCAAGGAAGGGCAAUGAGAAGCAUGGCAAGCCUUGUGCUGUCGAUGAGUAUGGUCGACCCAUCGAGGGUAUCGACUUCAACGUGUCGCAUCAGAAUGGACUGGUCGCGUUAAUAGGCUGGGAUGGUCGACGGAGACAGCUAUACGCGCCUAACGGACAGAUACAGGGUGUCUUCUCACCUGGACCUACCGAAGAGGACGUCAUGGUUGGUGUCGACAUUGUGUGCGUCAACGAGCGAGAAGGUGCUCAGACGACUAUCGACAUGGAGGGCUUCGAUGGAUGGGUCGAUAUUUACGAUGCCGUCUUCUCGGACGAGGAGCGAUGGAGCAUGAAAUACGACGUCGACCGAGUCACACUUCUGGAUGGUACCGUGCUACCUGCAAAGGACAUCGGCCGAAACGACAGGUGCUUACAGCGAAACCAAAGCCUAACAUGCGUGACACAGGCUGGUAAUGAACACACCUUCUCGUCGGAGCUGCUCAUCGAUGCGAAGCUAAGACGAUUCUACACCUACUUCUGCUACAAGGAGGCUUACAUCAAGCUCGCCGGCGAGGCUCUCCUGGCACCUUGGCUCAAGAACCUCGAGUUCUUUGGCGUGCGAUCGCCACGACCUGGAACUAUCGCACGAUGCUCUACCCACGGACAGUGGGGCGAGGAGGUUGACGAUGUUGAGGUCAAACUACACGGCCGCACUGUCGACGACGUCAAGAUGAAGAUCCAGUCUUUCGAGGAAGAUUUUAUGAUCAGCUGCGCCAUCCAAGGCGCUGUUCACGGCCUGUCCGUGCCUGCCUUCCAGAAGCUGCACCUCGAGAAGGAUGUUCUCGUCCACUCGAAGGACACUAUCGACCGCAAAGACUCGUUCAUGGACAUGGCCGAGUCGAUGAAGGCCGCCGAAGUGCAAUGCCCUGAUCACCUCAUGUCGCCCUGGGAGUCACGAUACUGGUGA